Molecule: messenger RNA, 3287 nt
Organism: Erinaceus europaeus (western European hedgehog)
Lineage: Eukaryota; Metazoa; Chordata; Mammalia; Eulipotyphla; Erinaceidae
Product: zinc finger protein 345-like
Exons: 2
Coding region: 1-1872 (623 amino acids)
Biological process (GO): regulation of transcription by RNA polymerase II
Molecular function (GO): DNA-binding transcription factor activity; RNA polymerase II cis-regulatory region sequence-specific DNA binding
Source: RefSeq, a predicted model, not a curated record
AUGUACCACCUAAGAAGCUACUGUGUUUUCAAAAGUUUUGUCUCUGUAAUUUAUCGAGAUCAGAGACCCACUCAUCUUUGGAAACAUGAAAAAACUGACAGUGGAGAGAAACCCUAUGAGUGUAAACAAUGUAGUAAAACAUUCAGUCAAGCUGGUCAUUUUCAUAUACAUGAACGAACUCACAGUGGAGAGAAACCCUAUGAAUGUAAACAAUGUAGUAAAACAUUCAGUUGUUCCAGUCAUCUUCAGAGACAUGAAAGAAUUCAUAGUGGAGAGAAACCCUAUGAGUGUAAACAAUGUAGUAAAACAUUCAGUCAAGCUGGUCAUUUUCAUAUACAUGAACGAACUCACAGUGGAGAGAAACCCUAUGAAUGUAAACAAUGUAGUAAAACAUUCAGUUGUUCCAGUCAUCUUCAGAGACAUGAAAGAAUUCAUAGUGGAGAGAAACCCUAUGAAUGUAAACAAUGUAAUAAAAUAUUCAGUGAUUCCUGUAGUCUUCAGAGACAUGAAAGAAUUCACAGUGGAGAGAAACCCUAUGAAUGUAAACAGUGUAGUAAAACAUUCAGUGAUUCCAGUCGUCGUCCGAGAUAUGAAAGAAUUCACAGUGGAGAGAAACCCUAUGAAUGUAAACAGUGUAGUAAAGCAUUCAGUUAUUCCAGUAGUCUUUGGCCACAUGAACGAAUUCACAAUGGAGAGAAACCCUAUGAAUGUAAACAAUGUAGUAAAACAUUCAGUUCUUCCAGUAGCCUUCGUGCACAUGAAAGAAUUCACAGUGGAGAGAAACCCUAUGAAUGUAAACUAUGUAGUAAAACAUUCAGUUAUGCCAGUAAUUUUUGGGCACAUGGAAGAACUCACAGUGGAGAGAAACCCUAUGAAUGCAAACAGUGUAGUAAAACAUUCAGUAAUUAUAGUAAUCUUCGGAGACAUGAAAGAAUUCACAGUGGAGAGAAACCCUAUGAAUGUAAACUAUGUAGUAAAACAUUCAGUUACUCCAGUAGUCUUUGGGCACAUGAAAGAAUUCACAGUGGAGAGAAACCCUAUGAAUGUAAACAAUGUAGUAAAACAUUCGGGCAUUCCAGUUAUCUUCGGAGACAUGAAAGAAUUCACAGUGGAGAGAAACCCUAUGAAUGUAAACUGUGUAGUAAAACAUACAGUUCUUCCCGUAGUCUUUGGGCACAUGAAAGAAUUCACAGUGGAGAGAAACCCUAUGAAUGUAAACAAUGUCGUAAAACAUUUGGGCAUUCCAGUCAUCUUCGCAGACAUGAACGAAUUCACAGGGGAGAGAAACCCUAUGAAUGUAAACAAUGUAAUAAAACAUUCCGUUAUUCCAGUAAUCUUCGGGCACAUGAAAGUAUUCACAGUGGAGAGAAACCCUAUGAAUGUAACCAAUGUAGUAAAACAUUCAGUUCUUCCAGUGGUCUUCGGGCACAUGAAAGAAUUCACAGUGGAGAGAAACCCUAUGAAUGCAAACUGUGUAGUAAAACAUUCAGUUUUUCCAGUAGUCUUUGGGCACAUGAAAGAACUCACAGUGGAGAGAAACCCUAUGAAUGCAAACUGUGUAGUAAAACAUUCAGUAAUUGCAGUAGUCUUCGGAGACAUGAAACAAUUCACAGUGGAGAGAAACCCUAUGAAUGUAAACUGUAUAGUAAAACAGGCAAUCCAGUAGUCUUCGGGCACAUGAAAGAAUUCACAGUGGAGAGAAGCCCUAUGAAUGUAAACAAUGUAGUAAAACACAGUUAUGCCAGUAAUCUUUGGGCACAUGAAAGAAUUCACAGUGGAGAGAAACCCUAUGAAUGUAAACAAUGUAGUAAAACAUUCGGGCAUUCCAGUCAUCUUCGGAGACAAAGAAUUCACAGGAGAGAAACCCUAUGAAUAUAAACAAUAUAGUAAAACAUUCCAGCAGUCUGCUGGUCUUCAGAGGCAUGAAAGAAUUCACAGUGAAGAGAAACCCUAUGAAUGCAAACAGUAGUAAAACAUUCAGUGAUUCCAGUUGUUGUCGGAGACAUGAAAGAAUUCAUAGUGGAACGAAACCCUAUGAAUGUAAACAAUGUAGUAAAAUAUUCAGUGAUUCUAGUACUCUUCGGGCACAUGAAAGAAUUCACAGUGGAGAGAAACCCUAUGAAUAUAAACAGUGUAGUAAAACAUUCCAGCAGUCUGGUGGUUUUCAGAGACGUGAAAGAAUUAAGUGGAGAGAAACCCUAUGAAUGCAGUGUAGUAAAACAUUCAGUUGCAGUAGUCUUCAGUAACAAUAACAUAAAACGUAUAAUAAAAAUGGAAAACAAAGGCAACAAAAGGGAAAAUAAAAAAUAAAAACAAAAAUAUAAUGAGGAAAAAGAUACUAACACCUUUAUUUUGGUUCAACACUCAUGUUGUUUUCCCUUUUGCAGUUAGGGAGCAGCGGCUUGAAUUUGGUUACUUUUGCAUGGUAACAUGUGCACUGCACUAAACCCUAUCACCAAGUACCCCUUGAAAAAAAAUUUUAAUAUAUGGUAAGGUUUUGCAUCAUCUAAGCUAGACCAAAAAAAAAAAAGAAAAGGAAUGUUGGGAGUCAGGCUGUAGUGCAGGUGGCACAAAGCACAAGGACCUGUGGCUGAGAAAGCUGUGGUAUAUACACACAAUGGAAUACUAUGCAGCUGUUACGAACAAUGAACCCACCUUUCAGACCCAUCUUGGACAAAACUAGAAGGAAUUAUGUUAUUUGAGCUAAGUCGGAACGAUAAAGAUGAGUAUGGGACGAUCCCACUCAUCAAAAGAAGUUGAGAAAGAAGAUCAGAAAGGGAAAGUAAAAGCAGGAUAUGACUAAAUAUAGAAUAGGACAGUGACAUAAAAACUCUGGUGAGUUGGAGGGUGGACAUUUGGCUUCCCAGGGCGGCAGGGGAGGGCUUGCAAGGGUGUGGGGGUGUAAUGGGACACAGUGUUGGUGGUGGGAAUGGUGUUUAUGUACACUCCUAUUAAAGUAUAGUCAUAUAAAUCACUAAUAUGAGGGGGGAAAUUGAUUGUAUGUCUCAAAGUUUUUAAAACACAGACUGAGAUGUUUGAAUACAUAGUCUGAGUCUUUGAUAUGCGGACUUUCUCAAAAGCCUACACCAGGUAGAACAGAAGCAACCGGUAGCAGAGCUAUAUAUGAGAUACUGGGUAUUAAAGAGCAAACCCUAACAAAGGGACUUUUCAAUGUUAACCCAAUUAUCAAAUAAUGUGACGAUAACAAUAACUAUCCAUUGUCUUCUUGAACCCUAAGAGACUCUAAGCCCCUGGCUCCCCACCUGCAGGGGGAUUUCUUCAAAGCA